Aspergillus mulundensis is the source of this 1194-nucleotide messenger RNA. RefSeq lists its product as uncharacterized. Lineage: Eukaryota; Fungi; Ascomycota; Eurotiomycetes; Eurotiales; Aspergillaceae. Gene Ontology annotation, biological process: carbohydrate transport; transmembrane transport. Gene Ontology annotation, cellular component: membrane. The record is from RefSeq and is a predicted model, not a curated record. The transcript has 4 exons. Bases 1 to 1194 code for a protein of 397 amino acids. Gene Ontology annotation, molecular function: carbohydrate:proton symporter activity.
AUGCUCGGCAUGAAUCGCCUCGAAGGCGCUCCCCUCCGCGCCGCUAUCGUCGUUACCGGCGCAUUCUACUUCACGCUCCUCGGCUACGACCAGGGCGUCCUGGGCGGGAUCAUCGGGCAGCCGCAGUUCCUUGAUACAAUCAACAACCCCAACGCCAUUAUCCAAGGCCUAGUCGUGUCGAUCUUUGACGUCGGGUGCAUGAUCGGCUGCGCAAUCUCCGGAAUCUACGGCCUGGCUCUAGGCCGUCGGCGCGCGGUCAUCCUGGGCUGCAUGUUGAUUGUCCUCGGCGGCGCGGGCCAAGCAGCCGUCUACCACAUCGUGCAGCUGGUGGUGUUCCGCAUCGUCACGGGCAUCGGGCUCGGCAUCGUCUCCUCGAAUGUCCCCGUCUGGUUAGCGGAGACGUCGAAGGCCAGGAAGCGGGGGCAGAAGGUCGCUGUCCAGCUGUGUCUUGUUCUCACGGGGAAUGUUACGGCUUAUUGGGUGAAUUAUGGAAUGGGCUUCACAUCCGGCGAGGUCGUCUUCCGGAUCCCCAUUGCGUGGCAGUGCUUUUACCCGCUUGUUGCGAUUGUCCUUGCUCUCGGGCUUCCCCAGUCCCCGUGUGUGUUGUACUACUGGGGCGAAGUAAACAGCGGGGAUGAAGUGUUACGCCGGCUUUAUGGGGGCACUGAAGGAGCAGACACUGCCCUGCCAGGGGAUACGGAGACGAGUACUGCGCUCGCCGCAGAGCGCACCGAAAUCCUUCGGGAAAUCGCCUCUGAGCAGCAGCAGCAGCAGCAGCAACGGACGCCCACAGCCACAGCCGGCGCGAAGUCCCUCCUGCUACAGUCUCUGGGAGCACAGAAUCGGGGCAGGCUGCUUCUCAUCAUUACCCUGCAGUCGCUGCAGCAGCUCGGCGGCUGUAACAUAACCGCCUACUACCAAACAACCCUCUUCUCAACCUCCAUCGGCCUCCCCACCAACCUAUCAAAACUCCUCGCCGGCUUCUCAGCAAUCUGUUUCCUCCUCGGCACCCUCCCCGACGUAUACCUGAUCGAACGGCUCGGCCGCCGCCGCCUCAUGCUCCUCGGCUCCUGCGGCUGCUUCACAACAAUGCUCCUCUUCACCGUCCUCCUAGCGCUAAACACCCCGUCUGCGUCAUGGGGCGCCGUAGCCAUGCUAUUUUCAUUCCAAUUGUACGUCCCCUCCCAUCUGUAA